This is a messenger RNA of Selaginella moellendorffii, 1913 nucleotides long. Its product is annotated as phosphoglucomutase. The record is from RefSeq and is a predicted model, not a curated record. Gene Ontology annotation, cellular component: chloroplast stroma. The transcript has 18 exons. Gene Ontology annotation, biological process: carbohydrate metabolic process. Gene Ontology annotation, molecular function: phosphomannomutase activity. The coding region runs from base 99 to 1862 and encodes 587 amino acids. NCBI's taxonomy places the organism in Eukaryota, Viridiplantae, Streptophyta, Lycopodiopsida, Selaginellales, Selaginellaceae.
AAAGAGAGCUAGGGUUCUUUAGUAUUGUCUACUUGGUGGAAUGGAUAUUUAACGCGUUGGGAGCUCCGGCGUCGAAGCCUCUCCAGAUUGGAUCGCCCAUGGCUGCUCUUUCUUCUUCUUCGCUGCUAGGAACCAAGCUGAGUGAUGCUGCCGUGCAUGAUUUGCGGUGCCCUCGCUUUGCGCAGCUCAAAUUCGAGAGAAUAAGUGUAACGGGGCGGAGUUCUCGUCCGAUCAAGCGUUCCGCGCAAGUGGUCAUAAGUUGUGCUGGGACAUACAACGCAUCCACUGUUGUGGAGAAGAUUGACUUUAGGAAGCUUCAGAAUGGAAGUGACAUACGUGGAGUCGCUGUUGCUGGUGGAGAAGAGGCUGUUAAUUUGACAGUGGACGUCGCCAAAGCGAUUGGUGCUGCAUUUGCGCAAUGGCUGGCUGAUAAGAAAAAAGAAUCCACGUCCAGUGCUUUACGCGUCUCAAUCGGCCACGAUUCAAGAAUAUCUGCGAGCUCCCUCGAGCAAGCAAUUGCUCAAGGCAUCGGUGAUACUGGCUUGGACGUUGUUUUGUACGGGCUGGCAUCGACCCCGGCAAUGUUUAAUAGCACAGUGACGGAAAGGGAGGAUCUCUUAUGCCCAGCUGAUGGUGCUAUCAUGAUCACAGCCAGCCACCUUCCUUACAACAGGAAUGGUUUCAAGUUUUUCACCAACACCGGUGGUCUUGGGAAGGCUGAUAUAAGCGACAUCCUAAGCCGUGCUGCUCAGAUACACAGCGGAAGCUCCUCGCAAGGAAACGUGACAUCCAAGGACAUGAAGAGAGUGAAUUACAUGGACCACUACGCGAGCGAUCUUGUGAAAAUUGUUCAAGCUGCCGGUGGAAAAGAACGUCCGCUCGAAGGAUUUCACAUUCUUGUAGAUGCAGGAAACGGUGCUGGUGGUUUCUUUGCGGAGAAAGUGUUGAAGCCUCUUGGAGCAGAUACGACCGGAAGUCAGUUUUUGGAGCCGGAUGGCAUGUUUCCGAAUCAUAUUCCCAAUCCUGAGGACAAGAAAGCAAUGGAAGCCGUGACAAGUGCUGUUCUCAAGCACAAGGCGGACUUGGGGAUCAUAUUUGACACGGAUGUUGACAGAUCUGCUGCAGUGGACUCCAGCGGCAGAGAACUUAAUCGUAAUCGCUUAAUUGCACUUAUUUCUGCCAUUGUUUUGGCCGAGCAUCCCGGGACAACAAUUGUGACCGACAGCAUCACUUCAGAUGGCCUCACAGAAUUCAUCGAGAAGAAACUGGGGGGAAAGCAUCACCGGUUCAAGAGAGGAUACAAAAAUGUGAUUGAUGAAGGCAUACGCUUGAACUCGGUGGGUGAGGAGUCCCAUCUAGCCAUUGAGACGAGCGGGCACGGAGCAUUGAAAGAAAAUCGCUGGCUGGAUGAUGGUGCUUAUUUGAUGGUAAAGCUUCUUAUCAAGCUUGCCGCUGGAAAAGCAGCAGGGGAGGGCGAGGGCAGUGAAGUGCUGACGAGACUGAUCGAAAGUCUUGAGGAGGCAGGAUUUGCAACGGAGUUCCGGCUAAAAAUCAACGAGAGCCAUCAAGACGUUGGCUCCAAAACAUUUCGAGAGUAUGGAGAGGAAGUUCUGCGUCGCCUGGAGGAGUCAUUGUCUUCCGAUAGUAAUCUCACCAAGGCCCCAAAGAACUACGAAGGGGUGAGAGUUUCGGGACAUGGAGGAUGGUUUUUACUGAGGCUGUCUUUGCACGACCCUGUGCUGCCACUGAACAUCGAGGCUCCCACGAAAGACGCUGCGCAAAAGCUGGGAUCGUUUGUCAUGGAAGUGGUCUCUGGAUUCAAGGCAUUGGACGUGUCAAGCUUGCAAAAAUUUCUUACAUAGAAGAGAUGUAUAAGCACCAAACGAACUAGCAUUUGCUAGGGGUUUUGCAAA